AUGCUCAUCACUGUGUCUAAACUAAAACUCUCUUCUCUUUGUGGGUGUUCAUCUCCAUCCUCUUCAACCACUUCUUUGAUUCCUUCUCUUACCCAUCUCUCAUCAUCUCCUCCUCCUCCUCCAAUGUCCCCGAAGUUGUUCAGACCAAUACCGCCGUGUCACCAUCUCCUCCACCGCAUCCUCAUCUCAAGAUCUCCCCUCCACCUCUUCCACCGACGAUGGUGUGGACAUGAAUCAUCGACGAGAAUGGAACCUAUGUCAGAUUCCUUGAGAUCGGAGGGUUCGAUCCUGAAACCAUCGAUGAGAUCAAGACUGGGAACUCUUCAUCGGAAGAAGAAGCCGGAGUCUCGAAAGUUCUGUUUCGCAUUGAGAAGUUCAGUGUGUGUGACAAGAGGAAGACAGAUCACAUUCCAUGCUUAG
Messenger RNA from Eruca vesicaria subsp. sativa (arugula), 420 nucleotides. The record is from the annotation of a GenBank genome assembly. Lineage: Eukaryota; Viridiplantae; Streptophyta; Magnoliopsida; Brassicales; Brassicaceae.